Mycena indigotica is the source of this 771-nucleotide messenger RNA. RefSeq names its product PCI domain-containing protein. NCBI's taxonomy places the organism in Eukaryota, Fungi, Basidiomycota, Agaricomycetes, Agaricales, Mycenaceae. The record is from RefSeq and is a predicted model, not a curated record. Gene Ontology annotation, cellular component: proteasome regulatory particle; nucleus; cytosol. Gene Ontology annotation, biological process: proteasome-mediated ubiquitin-dependent protein catabolic process. The coding region runs from base 1 to 771 and encodes 256 amino acids. The transcript has 6 exons.
AUGUCUCUCAAAUCCCAAUACACGGACCUCAAAGCUGCUUUUGCUGCUCAGGACCUUCCCAAGACCGGCAAGCUGCUCACGCAGCUAAAGCUUGGGCUGAUCCAAGCUGGUCUUUUGCUUCCUCAAGGCGACCUCAAUCCCUCUGACCUCUCUGUCGCACGCGAUAUCCUCGAAACCGGCGCUUUCUGGAGUAUUCGCAGUCAAGAUGUACCCUCAUUCGACCGCUACUUCUCCCAACUCCAAACAUUCUACACCGACUACUCAAAUCUCCCCCGCUCCAAAAACGAAUUUGCCAUUCGGGGCCUCCAUCUCAUCCGCCUGUUGACCCAAAAUCGGAUCGCGGACUUCCAUACUGCAUUGGAGAGUCUACCAGCGGACGCACUGGAGAGCCCAUUUAUUGCGCAUCCGGUAAAUCUUGAGCGAUGGCUAAUGGAAGGUAGCUACGCCAAAGUCUGGGGUGCUCGAGCGGAGGCGCCAGCUGCUGAAUACGGCUAUUUCGUGGACAGCUUAAUGGGCACAAUCCGGAAUGAAAUUGCAAGCUGCGAAGAGGCCGCUUACGACAGCUUGCCUCUGAAAGACGCUUCCACCCUUCUUUUCUUCACCAACCAAAGUGAAUUGCUUGUCUUUGCGCAAAAGCGCGGGUGGCUAGUGGAUCUAUCGUCAUCGACCAUCACAUUCGACAAGAAGGGCGAAGAGUCGACAGAAAUUCCGAAAGAGAAACUCAUUGCGGCUUCAUUGAUGUACGCUCGUGAAUUAGAGCAGAUUGUAUAG